Molecule: messenger RNA, 752 nt
Organism: Sitodiplosis mosellana (orange wheat blossom midge)
Lineage: Eukaryota; Metazoa; Arthropoda; Insecta; Diptera; Cecidomyiidae
Gene: RpS11
Product: 40S ribosomal protein S11
Exons: 4
Coding region: 211-681 (156 amino acids)
Biological process (GO): translation
Cellular component (GO): ribosome; cytosolic small ribosomal subunit
Molecular function (GO): structural constituent of ribosome
Source: RefSeq, a predicted model, not a curated record
UUUUUUUCGGAGGACGAACCAUUCAAGCCAUUCAAUUAGCUGAGAAGAGUGUGAAAAUAGUGACAUCUAUCUGUGAAGUCCUAAUUUCGAAAUUUGGUAAAAGAUUCGUAUUACGUAUUUCGAAAUGGUGGCGACCUAUAGAGAAUUGACAGCGUAACGCAUUCAUUUCAAACUUCCGUCACUAUUAUAGUUCUUUUCUCCCUCAGCAUCAUGGCCGAUCAGACCGAACGUGCUUUCCAAAAGCAACUUACAAUUCCAGUUGUGCGACGUAAGAACGGGACAACGGGACAACGUAAACUGCGCACUCGUCAUUACCGAGAAGUUGGUUUGGGCUUCAAAACACCAAAAGAUGCGAUUGAUGGUACAUACAUCGAUAAUAAAUGCCCAUUCACUGGAAAUGUGCGCAUCCGUGGUCGCAUUUUGAACGGAAUUGUUCAAAAAUUGAAAAUGCAACGUACCAUCGUUAUUCGUCGUGACUAUUUGCACUAUGUGCGCAAAUACAGCCGUUUCGAAAAACGUCAUAAGAACAUGUCGGUCCAUUUGUCACCCGCAUUCAGAGAUGUUGAGAUCGGGGACAUCGUGACAGUUGGCGAAUGCCGACCAAUUUCCAAAACAGUGCGUUUCAACGUUCUCAAAGUUACAAAGGGCGCCGGAUCGAAGAAGAGUUUCAAGAAAUUCUAGGCUAAACCAAUCAGCCCAUAAUGUAUCCAGCGAUUUAAAGAAUAAAUCAAAUCAAUUGAUUACACAAUAUA